AUAUGCAUUCAGAGGUCAACGGUGAGUGGCAUUUGUACUCGGAAUAUCACGUAGAUCAUGGUUAAGAUUCAGCCGAAAACAUGUUUUUAAUAUAACUUAUUUAAAAGAAAGUUAUAUCAUUUCUGAGUAUUAUUUGGGAACAACCUAGAUUUUCUUUUUAUAAAUGAAGUAGAAGAGUUCUGGAAAACUGAAGCUUAAACACAAUUGGGAAAAUGUUUUCUAUGAUCAAAAUGGCUCAAAAAGGUACUCAUACAUAUUUGAAUAAACAUUCGGCAGCUUCGUGAAUAACUCAUCUGAUUCCUCCAUUCGUUUUAAUGCAAUCCAAUCAUUUUACGUUAUUUUUGCGAUUACUUUCCAACUUAACGAAGGCGCCCAGUGCCUCCGGGUUGGCUACCCGCCCUACUUUCACUGCAUCUCGUGUCCAAUGGGCCACGAAGUGAACGGUACCAGCUGCCAGGAUAUGAAUGAGUGCCUGCUCUACGAUCCUUGCGACGAGCUCACGACCUGCACCAAUCUUAGUCCUGGCUUCCAGUGCAGCCCGUGUCCCGUUGGCUUCGAUGGCAUCCACGGCCAUGGCUACUUCGCCGACUACUACUCCGUGGAUUAUCGCAGGCAGACGUGCCUGGACGUCGAUGAGUGCCGAACUGGGUUCUUUCGAUGCCCGGAGCAUUCCACUUGCAUAAACGAGAUUGGUUCCUACAGGUGCCAGUGCCACGAAGGAUAUGUAACGAACGGCACCUACAGCUGCCUGGACAGAUCCUCGGUGUCCAUGUGCCCAGAUGGUAGCGUUUGUGACCGCAAUGCCGUGUGCCUGCGGAUGGAUAACGUGCGCCACAAGUGCCACUGCAAUGUGGGAUGGGCGGGCAACGGAUUGAUCUGCGGCAGGGACACCGACGUGGAUGGAUGGCCGGAUCAGGCAAUCGGUUGUCCAGAGCUGCACUGCCAGCGGGACAAUUGUCCGCGGUUGCCCAACUCGGGCCAGGAGGACGCAGAUCUGGAUGGAUAUGGUGAUGGGUGCGACGACGACGCCGAUGGUGACAAUGUCCAGAACAGCCAGGACAACUGCUGGCUCGCCUACAACACCGAGCAGCUGGACUCGGAUGGGGACAAAGUGGGCGAUGUGUGUGACAACUGCGUGCUCAAGUACAAUCCCAGGCAGCUGGAUACGGACGAGGAUGGACUGGGGGACGAGUGCGAUGGGGACAUCGACAACGACUCCAUACCAAACGAGUUGGACAACUGCCCGCUGCUGCCGAAUCCUAGUCAGUCGGAUGUGGACAACGAUGGUGUGGGCGAUGGCUGCGACAACUGCCCGAAUCUCCCGAAUCCCGACCAGAAGGAUCGCGACAUGGACUUUGUGGGCGAUGCCUGUCACAGGGACAUCGACGGGGAUGACGAUGGAGUUCCAAACUCACUGGACAACUGCCCAAUGGUCAGCAACUCGAACCAGCUUGAUACUGACGGCGAUGGAACGGGCGACGAGUGCGAUGAUGACAUGGACGGCGAUGGCAUACCCAACUACAAGGACAACUGUCCGCUGGCCAAGAACCCCAAGCAGGAGGACUACAAUCGCAAUGGCAAGGGUGACUCUUGCGAGGAUGACGAAGACGUAGAUGGGGUGCCAAAUGCCAUGGACAACUGUCCGAACAACUCGAUGAUUCAUCACACGGACUUCCGCACUCUCCAAACGAUUCCCCUGGAUCCCAAGGGUCUAUCCCAAGCGGAUCCCAAUUGGGUGGUGCACGCAAAUGGCACCGAGAUUGUCCAGACGCUCAACUCGGAUCCGGGUCUAGCAGUGGGCAAAGACGCCUUCGGAGGCGUCGACUUCGACGGCACCUUCUACAUCAACGAUGACACGGACGACGACUACGCCGGCUUUGUGUUUAGCUACCAGAGCAGCUACAAGUACUACGUGGUUCAGUGGAAGAAGGGCACCCAAACCUACUGGGAGCCACGACCAUUCACCGCCUCCGCGGCGCCGGGCAUUCAGAUAAAGUUGGUCAACAGCACCGAGGGUCCGGGGCCAAUGAUGAGGAACAGCCUGUGGCACGAGGGAAACACCGACGGAGAGGCCAGGCUGCUGUGGAAGGAUCCAAAGAACAUUGCCUGGAAGGAAAGGACCUCCUACCGCUGGUCCCUGGUGCAUCGACCGGCCAUCGGCCUCAUCCGCCUGCAAAUGCACGAGGGCAACCGCCUGAUCUUCGACUCGGGCAACGUGUUUGACUCCACGCUGAAGGGCGGUCGGCUGGGCGUGUUCUGCUUUUCGCAGAGGAUGAUUAUAUGGUCCAACCUGCAGUACAAGUGCAAUAAUCGUGUGAAGCCCCUGAUCUACAAUGAUCUGUCUGACUAUCUCAAGACGAAGGUGGAGUUGCAGGACUGAAGGGAAACCCACUCCUCACAGCCAUAAAGCCUUUUCUGCCAUCAAUUUUAACCAAAUUACGUAUUAAUGCUACCACUUAGUUAAUAAAUGAGUUGCCAACCCA
Messenger RNA from Drosophila yakuba, 2483 nucleotides. RefSeq names its product cartilage oligomeric matrix protein. The transcript is spliced from 4 exons. Gene Ontology annotation, molecular function: calcium ion binding. Gene Ontology annotation, cellular component: extracellular region. Bases 425 to 2380 code for a protein of 651 amino acids. The record is from RefSeq and is a predicted model, not a curated record. Lineage: Eukaryota; Metazoa; Arthropoda; Insecta; Diptera; Drosophilidae. Gene Ontology annotation, biological process: cell adhesion.